Messenger RNA from Anopheles aquasalis, 1250 nucleotides. RefSeq names its product retinol-binding protein pinta. NCBI's taxonomy places the organism in Eukaryota, Metazoa, Arthropoda, Insecta, Diptera, Culicidae. The record is from RefSeq and is a predicted model, not a curated record. Gene Ontology annotation, molecular function: phosphatidylinositol bisphosphate binding. Gene Ontology annotation, cellular component: membrane.
UGGUUUGGGUCAGCGUACUAGCCAUCCACUCCGUCAGUUGUGCUCGGUCCGUAUACUCACUAGCUUGCCCGUGUUCGGUGUACGAUGGUUAUCAAUCUAAGGCCUCUCCCGGAGGCACUAACGGAAAAGGCGGGUCGUGAGUUGAACGAGAAACCGGACCGGAUUGAGGAGGAUCUGGUCGCGAUCCGGCAAUGGUUGGCCCGGUCACCGCACAUACGUGCCCGUAUCGAUGAUCAGUUUCUGGUGGCGUUUCUGCGCGGCUGCAAGUACAGUCUCGAGCGGGCCAAGGAAAAGAUCGACAUGUUCUACAGUGUCCGGACGGCCAUACCGGAGCUGAUGAAGAAUCGUGAUCCGGAGGAACCGCGCCUACUGGAGAUUAUAAGGCUCGGGGUGGGAUUGCCAUUGCCGCAGACGAACGGUGAGGAUGCGCCGCGGAUCAUGCUCAUACGGCCCGGUGUCUACGAUCCGAAGCAGUACCGGAUCGAGGAGGUGAUCAAGGUCAGCACGAUGCUGAAUGACGUCAUGAUGCUGGAAGACGACAACAUGGUUAUCGGUGGCCAGAUCGGCAUCCUUGACCUGGCCAACGUUACGCCGGCCCAUUUCCUUCAGUUCACACCGACCUUCGUGAAGAAGAUGACCAUGAUGAGCCAGGAGGGUUCUCCGUUGCGCCAGAAAGGUUUCCACUACAUCAACACACCGAGCGGGUUCGAGCUGGUCUUCAAUAUGUUCAAAAGCUUCAUGAGCGAGAAAAACCGAUCCAGACUGUACGUGCACGGUAGCAAUAUGGAGUCCCUGUACGAGCAUGUUCCGAAGCGAUUACUACCGAAGGAGUACGGUGGUGAGGGUACCUCCCUGAAGGAGAUCAGUGCAACGUGGGAGAAGAAGCUGCUCGCCUACCGUCAGUACUUCCUCGAGGAGGAUCAGUACGGGACGGACGAGCGGAAGCGUGUCGGGCGGCCAAAGACGGCCGAGUCGAUGUUCGGGAUGGAGGGAUCCUUCCGUCAGCUGCAGGUGGAUUAACGCUGUUCGACGAUUGGAUUUACAGACAGAGACGAAUGGCCAGAUACAACCGGAGGCAGAUCGGUAUUUCACUUCAACAUUCGAAACACACGAUAUACUCAAGAGAGACUGUGGGCCAGAACCUGAUGUCAACCUGACGUAUUCAGCAAUCUAAUCGACAUUGCUAUCUGUUUCUUUGUAUUAGCUUGUUAUCGGCUGUAUGUUUAAAUAGAUUUAUGAAUUUUACAUAA